UUUAUGUUACACACAUUGAUCGUUGCGUCUGGACAGUUGAUAUUUAUUUCAUUUCCUUUGGCAUAAUUAAUAAGUGAUUACGAAUCAAUUAUGUCGAAAUUUAUAUUAUUAGGACUAAUUUUGACCGUGCCUAGUAUUUUUGGUGAAAAAUUUCGUUUUGACAACUACGCCUUGUAUAAGAUUUUGCCGAAAAAUUUGGGGGAAAUAAAGUUUUUGCAAGGUUUAUAUGAAAGUGAUAACAGAUUUGAUUUUUGGACGGUCCCUGGACCGUUUGCUGAGUUUGUGAAUGUGUUAUCCAGUCCUGAGCAUAGAAAUGAUCUCGAGACGUUUUUGGUAGCUCAUGAUAUAGAUUACGAAAUACCACAGUUUAAUCUUCAAGAUGCUAUCGACCGAGAAGCAGUAAAGCCAUACGUGAGAAGCGAUUUAACAACCAUGGGCUGGGAUUCCUACUAUGACUUAGACGCAAUCUACGCCUGGAUGGAUGAUCUAGCUAAAGAAUACCCUAGCAUUGUCACUAUUAUUAUCGGCGGCACCACCUUUGAAGGAAGGCAAAUAAAAGGCGUGAAGAUAUCCCACGGUACAGGAAGAAGAAUAAUAUUUUUGGAAGGCGGUAUUCAUGCUCGAGAAUGGAUAUCACCAGCAACUGUUACUUACAUCACUAAUGAGCUGCUUACCAGUGAUAAUGAGGAGACUGUAGCAGCGGCAAGAGAUUUUGAUUGGUAUAUCUUCCCUGUUACAAAUCCUGAUGGUUAUGUCUACAGUCACAGCACGUUCCGAAUGUGGCGAAAGAACAGACGUCCUGUCAGAGAUACUUUUGGCGUCGAUUUGAACAGAAACUGGAAUAACAACUGGCUAGUUGUUGGUGCUAGCAGUGAUGAAACACGAGAUGACUACGCUGGUCACGGACCAUUCUCCGAGCCGGAGACCAGAACUCUAUCAACUUAUUUAGCAUCUAUUGGUGACAAGAUCGAUCUGUAUCUGUCAUUCCAUUCCUAUGGACAUCUGCUCCUGUUGCCUUUUGGAAAUACAACGGAACCACUCGCCAAUUAUAAUGAUUCUAUGGCGAUCGGAAGACGAGCGAUGGGGGCUCUCUCCGUAAGAUUUGGAACUCAAUACAAAACUGGAAAUAUUGCGGAAGCCAUUUAUAAGGCAACUGGAGGAAGCAUAGACUGGGUCAAAGAAACCCUUAAAGUCCCUUUGGUCUACUGCUAUGAGCUUCGUGACAAUGGUACCGAGGGCUUCGUUCUCCCUCCUUCAGAGAUUAUGCCGAAUAAUCUAGAAGUCAUGGAUUCCCUAUUGGAUAUGAUUCUGCAAGCCAGGAGAUUCGGGUACAUGAGCGGUGGAUUCGAAGUCAGAGCUUCAUUGAGUGUUAUUCUAAUGGCCUUAUUAGCCAAGUGGCUGUACAAUUGAUUCAAAGAUUUCAUGCUAAGGAUUAUUUUAUAGAUUCGAAAAUAAACGACUUUUUUACUUUUGA
Molecule: messenger RNA, 1474 nt
Organism: Trichoplusia ni (cabbage looper)
Lineage: Eukaryota; Metazoa; Arthropoda; Insecta; Lepidoptera; Noctuidae
Product: zinc carboxypeptidase-like
Exons: 6
Coding region: 91-1410 (439 amino acids)
Biological process (GO): proteolysis
Molecular function (GO): metallocarboxypeptidase activity; zinc ion binding
Source: RefSeq, a predicted model, not a curated record